AUGGCUCAACAUAUGAAUGCUGCUGUAGAUGAAGACGCGGCGUUAUUGCAAUUUCCCAAAGAAUUUGAAAACGCUGAAACCUUGCUUAUUUCCGAAGUAAAUAUGUUGUUGAAAUUUCGCAAGAACCAAAAUGAAAGUGCGGAGGAAGAACAAGAAUUUUCUGAAGUCUUUAACAAAACUUUGACUUACACAGAACAGUGUUCCAAAUUCAAAAACAAAGAAACCAUUGUUGCUGUAAGGAACUUACUUGCCGGCAAGAAAUUACACAAGUUUGAACUGGCGUCAAUCGGUAACUUAUGCCCACAACUCGCCGAUGAAGCCAAAUCACUUAUACCCAGUUUGGAAGGUCGAUUUGAUGACGAUGAAUUACAACAAAUUCUGGAUGACAUACAAGCUAAAUUAAGUAUUCAGUAUUAA
Molecule: messenger RNA, 417 nt
Organism: Macrosiphum euphorbiae (potato aphid)
Lineage: Eukaryota; Metazoa; Arthropoda; Insecta; Hemiptera; Aphididae
Source: the annotation of a GenBank genome assembly